Molecule: messenger RNA, 1056 nt
Organism: Aspergillus novofumigatus IBT 16806
Lineage: Eukaryota; Fungi; Ascomycota; Eurotiomycetes; Eurotiales; Aspergillaceae
Product: small nuclear ribonucleoprotein-associated protein
Exons: 6
Coding region: 110-766 (218 amino acids)
Biological process (GO): mRNA splicing, via spliceosome
Cellular component (GO): U4 snRNP; U4/U6 x U5 tri-snRNP complex; U5 snRNP
Molecular function (GO): RNA binding
Source: RefSeq, a predicted model, not a curated record
CAUAAGCUCAAAAAAGUGAAUGAUCGAGUAGAGGAGUCCAUCUUCUACUGUCUCACUACAUUCUUUGGUUUUAUUCCCAAGUCGCAUUCGUGCGCAUUGCCCAGCCAACAUGGCCGCCAACAAGCAGGGCAAGAUGCAAAACCUCAUCAACUAUCGGAUGAGGAUUACCCUGACCGACGGCCGACAGAUGACGGGACAAAUGCUCGCCUUCGAUAAGCACAUGAACCUCGUACUCGCAGACACAGAAGAAUUCCGCCGCGUCAAGCGGAAGUCCAAGCCCGCUGCUGGACCGUCAAACGCUCCCCUGGUCGAAGCGGAAGAGAAGCGGACUCUCGGUCUCACAAUCGUGCGCGGUACUCACGUCGUUUCCUGCUCCGUUGAUGGCCCACCUCCCGCCGAACCCUCCGCGCGACUUGGAACAGGUGCGCCCGGUGCAGCUGCAGCUGCCACUCUUGCUGCUGGCCCAGGAAUAAGCAAGCCCGCUGGACGAGGUCUUCCUGUCGGCCUGGGAGGCCCUGUUGCUGGCGUUGGAGGACCACCACCGCCCCCUGGCGGCUUCGGUGGUUUCCCACCCGGUGGAUUCCCUGGAGCACCUCCUCCGGGAUUUGUUGGCCGUGGAGGACCCCCUGGUGGACCUCCUGGCUUCGGACCCCCACCUGGAUUUGCGCCUCAAGGUGGUCCUCCUGGUGCUUUCCAGCCUCCACCAGGCUUCCAACCUCCCGGUCAGGGCCGGGGUUUCCCUCCUCCAGGCUUUGGUGGUAGAUGAUUAAUUGAUUUCCGGAACGGCACGAUGGCAUACAAUAUCCCGGCCGUCCAUUGAGCACGGCAAGAUUUUGAGGCUAGGAAAAGGAAAAAGGACUCGCCAUGAUUUCAAGUCUAUCCGACAAAUAGAUACAGCACACAUCUCUACCAGGCAAACGGCGUUGCGGCGUGUGCGGAUACUGGAAAUGUCCCGACGAAGAACGAAUCAACUCCAGGAAGUUGGUCUAGGAUCGAUAAGCAGUAAUGCUAAAUAUGUCUAAAGUACCGAUACACUAGUCAAUUCAUAAUAUGUCU